CCCUGGACCGCUUCUCUGCCUCAGCUGAAGAACAAACCGACGCAGCUGGGUUUGCAUCAAGUAUCAAUCCUUGACGCCUAAAUAGAGGCAUUUUGCAACCACUUCAAAUUCGGCAGCAACAUUUUUUUUGUCCUCCUGCGGAGCUAAGUAGAACUGCUAAGCAAAUGCAAUAACUGACAAUUAGCCGUAACCACAGAAACAGGCUAGAGGCAAAGAAGCCAAAACAAAACAUCAAAACCCGGCAAACAAAGAGGUGCUUUUUUCAACGCCAACAUUUUUCCUCCAUAUUCAAUAGUUAUGAGUCAUGUGGCCGUCGAAAAUGCCCACGGUCUAGAGCAGCAGCUCGCUGUCCUAGACUUGAGUGCUCCGGAUGGACAAGGCGGAGGUAUUAAUAGGCGAUACAUUCCUCCACAUUUACGGAACAAAGAUGCACCCAAGAAUGUAGGAAAUGCUUUUGCUGCCGGACGACCAGGAGCCUACACCAUAGCGCCUGCAGCAAACUUCGGUUGGGAUGCGGGACGCAACAACUUCGUCAACGGCUACCACGACAACCGCAUGGCCGGCAACUCGUUCAACCGCGGCCCGCCGCGCAUGGAGCGCGGGCGAGGCGGCGUGGCGGGAGGCGGUUACCGCGGCAACAGGGGCGGGACGUUCAACCCCAUCAACCCGGCGCAGCCCAUAAGCUUCGGUGGGUUUGAGGCCAACGAUGCUGGUAACUGGAACCCGGCCAAAGAAACUUACAACAGCUUUGGCAACAACCGAGGAAAGUCUGCGUUCUUCAACGACAGAGGCAACGCCAGCAGAGGAAGGUUCGAUCACGGUGGAUUUGGUGGCGGCGGAGGAGGAAACAGCCGCUGGGUGGAGGAGGCGAGGGACGACGGGGACUGGUCCAAGCCGCUGCCGCGUAACGAACGCCUUGAACAUGAGCUGUUCUCCGGCAGCAACACCGGGAUCAACUUUGAGAAAUACGACGACAUUCCCGUUGAGGCCACAGGACAAAACUGCCCUCACCACAUCGAGAGUUUCCAAGAUGUCGACAUGGGUGAGAUUGUCAUGGGCAACAUUGCUCUGACCCGCUACACCAGACCAACGCCCGUGCAGAAAUACGCCAUUCCUAUAGUCAAGUCCAAGAGAGACCUGAUGGCCUGCGCACAGACGGGAUCUGGAAAGACGGCGGCGUUCCUGCUUCCGAUUCUCAGCCAGAUCUACAGUGAGGGACCAGGAGAGGCUCUGAAUGCAGCCAAAGCCUCAGGACAGGAGAACGGGAAGUAUGGGCGGCGUAAGCAGUACCCCAUGGCGCUGGUGCUGGCUCCCACCAGAGAACUGGCGCUGCAGAUAUACGAUGAAGCCAGGAAGUUCUCCUACCGCUCCAAAGUGCGCCCCUGCGUGGUGUACGGCGGCGCCGACAUCGGCCAGCAGAUCAGGGACCUGGAGAGAGGCUGCCACCUCCUGGUGGCGACGCCCGGCCGACUGGUGGAUAUGAUGGAGAGAGGCAAGAUUGGACUGGACUACUGCAACUACCUGGUCCUAGAUGAGGCGGAUCGCAUGCUGGACAUGGGCUUUGAACCCCAGAUACGGCGCAUCGUGGAGCAGGACACCAUGCCGCACAAAGGCAUCAGACAGACCUUGAUGUUCAGCGCCACGUUCCCCAAAGAGAUCCAGAUCCUAGCCAGGGAUUUUCUGGAGGACUACAUCUUCCUGGCCGUGGGCAGAGUGGGCUCCACCUCGGAGAACAUCACACAGAAGGUCGUGUGGGUUGAAGAGAGCGAUAAGAGGUCCUUCCUCCUGGACCUGCUCAGCGCUACAGUCAUCCCCAACGAGGUACAGGACAAUACUGGAGACAACGUAGAGAAACCGGGUAAGGACUCUCUGACCCUCGUGUUUGUGGAGACCAAGAAAGGAGCCGACGCCCUGGAGGACUUCCUGUACCGGGAAGGCUACGCCUGCACCAGUAUCCACGGCGACCGCUCGCAGCGGGACCGCGAGGAGGCCCUGAACCAGUUCAGAUCGGGGAAGUGUCCCAUUCUGGUGGCGACGGCGGUCGCAGCUCGAGGGCUGGACAUCUCCAACGUGAAGCACGUCAUUAACUUUGACCUUCCAAGCGACAUCGAGGAGUACGUCCAUCGUAUCGGCCGUACGGGCCGAGUGGGCAACCUGGGGCUGGCCACGUCCUUCUUCAACGACAAAAACGGCAACAUCACCAAGGACCUGCUGGACAUCCUGGUGGAGGCUAAACAGGAGGUUCCCUCGUGGCUGGAGAGCCUGGCCUACGAACACCAGCACAAGAGUAGCAGCAGGGGGCGCUCUAAGAGCAGGUUCUCUGGCGGCUUUGGCGCUCGGGAUUACCGGCAGACGGCGGCUGGCGGCAGCGCCGUCGGCUUCGGGGGCCGAGGAGGACGCAGCCAGCAGGGACACGGAGGGAACCGUGGCUUUGGAGGAGGUGGUUUUGGCAACUUCUACACAAGCGACGGCUACGGAGGGAAUUACUCGCACUCUCAAGUCGACUGGUGGGGCAACUAGGUGUCUCCGUUCCACCUUUACUCCUCUUUCUUUCAUCCUUUAACUUCCUUUACAGGAUUUCCCCAACCAUGUCAUCCACGGCCAUCCGUCUCGUCACCCCUAUUAUUCCCUGGGACCUCCAUGCAUGUUAUUAAACUAUUUAUACUCAUUUAUAUAUCCCCCUCCCCCCACCUCCCGCUAUUCCACUCAGUCAGGUCUUAUUAUUAGCGUUAGGUUUUCUCCUGUGCGUUCCAUCUUCAUUCUGUCUCUACAAGGGUUUCCUUUCACUUUCUGAGCUCUCCUUGUAAUGUUGGUCCCUUUUUUUUUUUUUUUAUAAAGGAUUUUCUUUGGUAGUUGCAUCCCAGAGCCCCUAAUCUAGGACGCGUUAAGAUUUCCAGGCAUCUGUAGGCAGGGCGGCGUCCUUUUUUGUGACCUUUAGGUUUGAGUUUUAGCUCUAGUGUUUUGUUGUCUGUCUCCAUUUACCCACAGUCAGGCAGGCUCCCUGUGUAACUUUGUAUUUAACGCACGGCCAUGUUGUAAAUCACCGGCCAAUCGUUUUCUAAAACAGACGGCAAAGCAAAUUCAGGCAUAGGAACUUUGCGUUCUCCUUCAUUGAAACGGCAGUUUCUUUUUUUAAUUAGAUUUUCCAAAAGCGUCAAUGUUUUGAGUUACUGAUGCCUGACGAAGGAAAACGACAAACUGAGUCACUCCAGCGGUGAAACGUUGGGUUUUGCCCACUAGAAGGCAGUCGUCGAAAAACUUGAUUUCUUCAGUUCCUACCAACAAUGUAGAGAAUCUUUGUGUUUCUGUACUGUGCCUUUAAGAAUUUAAACUCUGUGUAUGUUGCUUUUUCUCACUAUAUAACACCUAACUGGCUGCAAGUAUCGUUUAAAGGUUACUGUAUUUUAAUGUGGUGUGGGUUUAAACACGCACUUCUUCAUUCCCAUUUGGAUGGAAGCGAACUAGGCUUGAACUAAAUCAAACCUUGGCAAAAAAAACAAAAAAACACACAAAACGAAAACCAAACUAAAGCUAAAACACUUUGUUUGAGGAACGUUUUAAAGUCCUCAUGUCCUCUAGAGGUGAAAUUCACCAGAAGGCUCAGAUGAGCCGCUUCCCUGAAGCUUAGAGCCUCUGCAAACACGUUUGCGUGUAGUUGGAACUAUACGCUCAGAUCGGUUGUAGGUUUUUGGGGGAAAAAUAAAUUUUUUUUUGACCUGUGCGUCAAAUCUAGAGCUCCGACUGGAGCUCGCAGCUCGGUUUCCCUCGGCCUUUGUGUCACUAACAGUCGGCCUCAGACAAAACCUGCAGAAACGCUCUGAAAUCAAGGUUAGAGUGUCUGGAACUGCUAAUGAAUGCAGAUAAAAGUUAAAGAACCAAACUGAGUUCAGUGUUUUUCUCCAUCCGGCUCCCUAGUGCCACCACGCUCCUGGGAAACCGAAUCUGCUUCCGCCUCAAACCUCAGUCUUAUUUUAUUUUUUAUUUAUUUAUUUUUUUCAAGAAAACAAAAAAAAAAACCUUCUCACAACUCUCAAAAGUAAGUUAAAGAAAAAAAAACAUGCUCACUCUAUCCUGGAGAGUUAAACUAAAAGCCUUCUCUUGAAUAAAUACUUCCUGUUGUUCUUUUUUUUUUUUUAUUAUUAUUUUGUUCGGUCCUUGAAAUCUGUUGAAGUGAAGCGUUGGAUUUAAUCGUUUUUACUGUAAUGACAACUGGGGCUUCCUGAAGAUGUGACGCUGCGUUUCCAGAGCACAUUAUAGCCGCAUUCUGGAGCGACAAAGCUUAAAAACGCUGCUCCAGAAAAAGCAGAAAACCUUCGGAUCAUUCACUGUCUCUGCAAACUAAGCUACUUAAAUCUAAAAAUUUCCACCAGCUUGGUUGCAAUAUGUUGCAUGCCUUAAAAACAUUUUUUUGUUUGUUUUUUCAUGUGAAGGCACUGAACAGACCUAAAACUGCUAUUUAUGCUCCUGCUGGCUGCAGGAUGUUAGCAAAAAAAAUCGGAGCCGCUAAAAUGUGCUGCUGGAAAAGCGCCGCAAACGGAGGCGAUCGCCUGAGCGACUUCCGAUCCCUGGGAAGUCCUGCUUGGCUCUGUUGCAGAAACAAACCUCAAGGAGAAAGCCGACUCUGCACUUAAGCAAUCUACACUCGAUUUAAAAACACUUGUAAAUAGCGAGGGAUUUCCACAGACAACGCGAAGGAUUAGAAGUGCGUUAAAACGGAUCACUCAACACGGACCAGACUGCGUCUGGGGGCGCUUUGUUCAGUGGGCGGUGGCUGGAGACGAAUAAAGUCAACAGCAGAAGAAAUCGCCACGUUGUGCUCAUUCAUUCUUAAAUUGCCCACUGCCUCUGACAAAGCCGGACCAAGACAAUAAAACAUAUGCAAGUGUUGUUGUUUUUUUGGUCAAGGAGUUAAAAAAAAAAACGCCGAGCAGAUUGACGUGAAUUGACGAUAAAUACCAGAUUUUUUCAGUCCUGUUGGUUUUGGUUUUCUCUUCCGUUUGACUUUUUUAAUCCAAUGUUUCCAGUAAUCGUUUAGCUCCAGUUGCCUCACAUCUGUUCCCGCCGGGAUGCAACGGGGAACUAGUUGGCUUUAUGGCGCUGAAUGGAAGAGUUUCCCACUGGGAAUGGAAGACCGCUGUUACAGGAUGCAAUGUCGCACUCCACCGUGUCUUAUUAGUUGCUCUUUAUAUCCAUUUAUUUAAAAAAAACCUAGACGAUUUGGCUGCACUCUUGGCUUCAGCUGUCAAAUAACUGCACCUUGAAGUCGGGAGUGAUUCAAAUUAGGAGCUACGACACUUAGAGGUGGCUCGGUAGAUAAUUUUAGCCUAUCAGGGGUUAUUUUCUCGCAGCAAUGGUUGAUAGUCUCCAUCUUAAAUUUCUUCAAAGAACAGCUGCUUGGUAUGAGCAAAAGACCAGCACCGAGAUAGGGGGGGGAUCUGUAAAGGUACAAUAAGUUGCUAAUGACAAUCAACUUUGAAGGGUAAACCUGAGAUGAGCAGAACUCUUUUAAGUUGCGUGUUUUGAUCGUUUUGUGGUCAUCUCUGCGUGCAGCUGUCCAACUUCAACCCAUGUCUUCCACAACAACAAAAAAUAAACUAUACCCAAGCUGAGGACUGUCCUCUAAAUCCUCAACUUGGCCGACUCCCUGAAGCUAACCACUAUGGAGCUGUUGGAAAUAUCCUGCACAACCCGCUUCAGUCUUUGACCUUGCCUGUGAGCUGUGUUACCGUUGAUAUAUUUACCGUCAGUACAAAUACUGUUGGCCUUUGUUACUUGAAUCCAAAGCGGCUGCAUCCAAGCGGACUUUUAAUGCAGCCACUUAAGACUUGUGUGUUUUAUUGUAAAACGCUUGGACAACGUCCCUUCAUAGAGUUCAGUGCAGGUUAUAGGAAUUGCUGUGCCUUCUACUGACCACUAGGGGGCAAUGAAGGAAUAAGCACUUUGUUGGCAGCUGCGUUUUUUUUCUUUUCCUUUUUCUUUUUUUUAUCGUAAUUAGUGGAAGGUAAACGUUUAAUUUUUAUGUUUUAUAGGCCACUCCUGUCCAAUAGAGGUCUGAUAUGCAGUGCAUGUGCGUCUUGUUAGCUAAAUUCACCGUUAGUUGUAUUUACCAAAUAAAUCAUGCUAGCACAAUGCUCAACGACAACCGUGCCCCAAAUCUCAAACCUUGGUAAUUGUUGUUGGACUAAAAUUUCUACCAAAGUGAAAUAAAACAAUGUUUUUCUUCGAUUUAUGUACUAAAAAUGUUCCGUUUCAGUUUUUUAAAAUCUUUUUUUUUUUUUUUUGCUUACACUUAAAACUAUUAGCAGGUAGCAUGCUAAUGGACUGUCCAAUUUUCUGAAAUGUGCAUAGUGCCUUGUAACGCCUGAAUUACCGAUUCAGACAUUGGUUAGGGCUGGGUAUGCUUUCAGUUGGGAAUGAAAUCCAGACGAUUUCGCUCUAAAUAUAAAUAAAACUGUAGGCGUGUAAAUGUGAUGUCUCUGUAUGUGAAUGUCACAGAUUGACUACCUCAAGGUAUGAUCACAACAACCAGAGGAGCAUUCAGAGAGCUCAUCACCUUAAAGGCUGGUUGCCUCGUUUAAUGCCUUUUUAACAAAAUAAUUAUUAGUUUACUCUUGUGUUGCCACUUCACAAAGCGAACGAAUUUCAUUACUGGUAGGUUUUGCUUUCAUGCUACGAAAAGUUGUUUGCACCGUCUGCAGCUAUUUGGCACAAGGCCUUUCAGAUACAAAUCAGGCACAAAAUGGCAAAAUUAAUUCUGGUACUGCUUGGUCGUGUGAAUUAUAAUUUUAUUUUAUUUAGUGGUAUUGUUACAUUUUGAAUAGAUUCUUUGCUUUUUAUCCACUUUUUUCCAGUACAGUUUGUCAUUCUUCCUUUUGGCAAGCUUUAUAGUCACACUUGCAGUUGUUCAAGGCUGAUUCCUCGUGGUUUUGUUAUGAUUUACAGCAUUAUUAAGCAACACAACUAGCACUUUAAAGGAUUAAGCACCUGAAAUCCCUGUUGCAUCUCUUGCUAAUUUGAAACUGCUAGCAUGCUAACAUGCUAGCUGCAGUUAUUUCCAGGACGUUUCGACAUGUACAAGCAUUACGUUUUUACCGUUGACCUGUACCUAUGCAGAAAUAAACAAUAGCAGGCGUAAACAAACUUUCCACUCUUGUUACUGAGUGUGUGUAUGUGUAGGUAAGGUAUAAAUAUAGCUAAUUUAUCCAAAACAUUUCAAGCACACUCUAGAUUUUUUUUUUUUUUUUAUGACUAAAACCCUUCUCAUUUACAAAUCCAGCACUUUAUUUUUUUAUGUCGUUUCUAAAAACCCAUUGAUGCCUUAUAUUAGUGGUGGGUACCCAGCCCUAAAGGAGCAGGUGGCUGAGUUUGUUCCUGAUAUGCUCAUCAUUUACGCCGAUGACUCUGUGCUAUCUGACUUGUUAGCAGGAGUGCUUUUAAAGACACGAAGAACAAUUAAUGGUGCUAUGCUCCCAUUGCUGCGGCCUGCAGGCCUCCCUGUUGUCAAAUGGCUUUGAACCCAAACAGUUUUGCAGACAAACACUGUUCGGUUAAAGCUUGUUUUCGUUGAGUCUUGCGUAGCACACGUCCUUCACGCCUCCGAGAGGUUUUUUUUUUUUUUUUAACGACUGAAGGUGUUCGUCGUGUAGCACAGCCAGGCGAGGUUUGCCCACAGUUUAAUGUGGUUGUCGUAAGGAAUGGUCCUUCCAGGUGGGGAAACCGUUUUUAUUUAUAUUUUUUCAUGGGACCAGGUGGAGCUCUCGUCUACAGCAACUGUAGGAUUCGACUGUUUUGACGAGUUCUUGAUUCUACGUUUGCUGCUAGUUUUGUGUAAUUUAUCAAGCAUUUUUGGAGCGAUAUGUUUAUUUUUAUAAGCCUAAUACAAAAGUUGAUGUUUUACAAAGUGACUUGACCAAAAGACAGUAAACAAAAACACUGGCACUUGAAUGUUGAAUGUCAUUGGUAUGAGUGGACAAAAAAAAUAAAUCUCUAUUUUUCUGGGGUAGUGUGAGCUUUUUAAUGUAAAACGAUGCAAUGAGUGGAGGUUUCACACUCAUUAUGUCACUGUAACAGGAAGUGCUGGUUUGUGCUUUCUUUUGGGGUGCCAAAAUAACUCUGGCUAGUUAUUUCCAUAUUUAGAACUGGAACCUGUGAGGCGUUCAGGUCCCUUUUUUAAGAAAUCCCCUCAACUUCUUCCUUCAGGAUCACCCUAAUACCAAAAUAUUCAGUUUAUUACCAUCGCCGUUUGUGUAUUUAAGGUUGAUAUUAUAGGAUCAUGGUCAAAGCUUGUUAAAAAUUGAAAGUAAACAUUUCCUAAAAAAUAAAUCGAAACAAAUAUUCUCUAUUCUUAAUGAAAUUAAGCCAAAAUUGAUACAAAGACCACAUAAAACUGUCGAUUUCAGCGCUACAAGCGAAGCACUGGCUGUUGUUGCACGUUACUGUGACAUAUGAAGUGAAACACCCCGCACAGGUUACCUUAAGUCAUAUUUAUGAUCCAUAAACCUGUUUGUGCGACCGGCUACGUCGCUAAUAUACGGAUAAAAUAAUCUAAUCUUUUGAUUGGCAAACAGAUUUGAAUAAACUCCAAAUAUGCCAAGGUUUGGAUUAAAAAUAAUAAAAUGUAAUGAUUUAAAGACCAUUUUGUAAAAAAACAAAACAAAAAAAGUAACAUGCAGUACAAAAAAAAAGGAUCAAGAUUCUCUUCAAGUCAGUUUUACUUUUUAGUGUCCUUUUUUUGGAAAUCGUAACUCCUCCCCCCUCCCCCCCUUAUUGUUAAUACCCUUGUUGUGAAUGUUUGGCAAGUGGCCGUCUUUAAAGUCUCCAUCACGCAGAAUUGACUGUGGUUCUAUUGCUAUGUUGUUGUGAUUCGCAUAUAUUCAGGCAACAGUGCAUUAAUGCCGUCACAGGAGAGUUUCUGGCCAGUCAGGAAAAAAUUGGGCUUUUUAAAAAGUUGUUUUUUUUCCUUUUUUUUUUUUUUUUUGAGCAAACUAAUUGCACAAAAACAACAUUGUUGUGACUAUUUCUCUGUUUAAAAAGACUGCAAUCUAACAUAAAAACAAAAAAAAAGUGGAGGUAUGUUUCUGAGUGACUGUUGUUUUAGCGGGUGGAUUUAAAAGACUCGGGAGUCCAGUGCUGUCUUCAUCACUGAUUGGCCAGACCGCUCGACGUGAUCUAGCAGAAGCACCAGCCUGGUAGUUAGUAUUUGCUUUAUGUAUUAGUUUAGGAAGUGUGCAUGAAGAGCACUGCACGAAGAAAAGAAAAAAACAAAAAAAACAAACUGUGCAACUAUUCCGAUUUUACCACAAUAAAGGUUUGAAUUUGCAGAUGUGA
Messenger RNA from Fundulus heteroclitus (mummichog), 9327 nucleotides. It is a transcript of the gene ddx3xb, whose product is annotated as DEAD-box helicase 3 X-linked b. Gene Ontology annotation, molecular function: RNA helicase activity; ATP binding; RNA binding. The coding region runs from base 298 to 2520 and encodes 740 amino acids. Gene Ontology annotation, biological process: gamete generation; cell differentiation. Gene Ontology annotation, cellular component: nucleus; P granule. The record is from RefSeq and is a predicted model, not a curated record. Lineage: Eukaryota; Metazoa; Chordata; Actinopteri; Cyprinodontiformes; Fundulidae. The transcript has 20 exons.